CGAGUUGGAUUUCUGUACUACAGGCGAAAAGUCCUGCAGUGGAUGAGAAGCUGCGCGUGGAACCGAUACUUCUGUAACUACUUUCCUAUAAAAUUGGUGAAAACCACUGAUUUGGAUCCGAACAAGUUGUAUUUAUUCUGUAAUUUCCCGCAUGGGAUCCUACCGACAGGAGUUUAUGGUGCAUUCGCAACAGACAUCAUCGGCUGUAGAGAACUUUUCCCGGGUCUCGAAUUUAGGGUCGUCGUACUUGAUCAACUUUUUAAAUCACCGCUUUUCCGCGAGUAUUUGCACUUAAACGGCGGCCUUGCUAGUACUCCAGAGUGCAUGAAUCAACAACUAUCGACAAGACCUUCGCCACCGUACACCGGAAAGGCGACGGUUCUGAUUCCCGGCGGAGCGGCAGAAGUAUUCGAAUGUAAGCCGGGCACUUACCGCAUCCUGAUAAAAAGGAGGAAAGGCUUUGUAAAGCUCGCGCUGCAAAAUGGAAACGCUCUGGUUCCUGUCUGUUCAUUCGGAGAAACGGAUACUUUCGAUCAAUUUUCCUGGCCAGAUGGCUCGUUCGUGAAGAGACUACAGGAGUACAUUCGUAAGAAAAUCGGUAUACCGCCGGUUCUACUGGUUGGUCGGGGAUUCUUCCAAUACACUUUCGGUCUUAUCCCUCGACGGAAACCAGUUACUGUCGUUGUCGGCAGUCCGAUGGAGUUACCAAAGAUAGAAGAACCAACGAGAGAACAAGUCGAGAAAUAUCACGAGAAAUUCGUCAGCCACCUGGUGAACCUUUUCGAGCACGAGAAACACAAGUACAUCGAAAACGCGGAUUCGGUGCAUCUUGAGUUUGUAUAGUGAUAUCACGAAAUAAUGAUCAUUUAUGAAAAGAAAGUAGGACAAGAUGUGGGGUACAAUUAUUUUAUCGCUGAAGAUAUUUAUACUAUUUAAAGGAAAAUAAAUUGUAUAAUAUUUUAAGUAUUUUGUGAUACUUUGAAUGUAGUUAGUGUUUGGAGACACUGUUAUGGGGAUAUUUAGUGGUUUAAUAAUAUUAUCUAUUAAAUAUUUUCUAGAAAUUUUA
Messenger RNA from Bombus impatiens (common eastern bumble bee), 1066 nucleotides. Its product is annotated as 2-acylglycerol O-acyltransferase 1-like. Gene Ontology annotation, biological process: triglyceride biosynthetic process. The transcript has 4 exons. The record is from RefSeq and is a predicted model, not a curated record. Lineage: Eukaryota; Metazoa; Arthropoda; Insecta; Hymenoptera; Apidae. Gene Ontology annotation, cellular component: endoplasmic reticulum membrane. Gene Ontology annotation, molecular function: diacylglycerol O-acyltransferase activity. The annotation marks the transcript as partial.